Molecule: messenger RNA, 1982 nt
Organism: Centropristis striata (black sea bass)
Lineage: Eukaryota; Metazoa; Chordata; Actinopteri; Perciformes; Serranidae
Gene: slc45a2
Product: solute carrier family 45 member 2
Exons: 7
Coding region: 220-1920 (566 amino acids)
Cellular component (GO): membrane
Molecular function (GO): sucrose:proton symporter activity
Source: RefSeq, a predicted model, not a curated record
UCCUGGACUUAUUGCUCAGCUAUGCAGUAGAGAGGAGGAUUAGCUCAGGCUGAGCACCAGUGUAAGGACUGGGCAUUUCUCCAUCACCUGGUGGACUGAGAGAGAGACUACUAUACUUUUUUUUCUUUUUUCCCCAGCUAAAACUCCUCUUCACCCCCUUAUCAUUGUCUCUCCUCCUCUCCUCCUCCCUUUCCACCCUUCCUUCCCCUCCAUCAAACCAUGACCCUUUUAUCAGAGGACCAGUCUGUGAGGCCCAAACCCUGCCGGCUCUCGGAGCCUGGCAAACACAUCAGCACCUCUUUGUACCCAACAGACUUCACCAAAGAGGACUACAUGGACAGUGGGGAGAGCCCUGUGUUUGGAGUGGUGGAGCCCCCCAGGCGCUCCAGGGGUCGCCUCAUCCUCCAUGGCAUGGUCAUGUUUGGAAGGGAAUUCUGCUACGCUGUGGAGGCAGCGUUCGUCACGCCGGUGCUCCUGAGCGUGGGCCUGCCCCGCAGCCUGUACAGCUUGGUGUGGCUGCUCAGCCCCAUCCUGGGCUUCCUGCUGCAGCCCAUCAUCGGCUCGGCCAGCGACUACUGCCGCUCGUCGUGGGGCCGGCGGAGGCCUUACAUCCUGACCCUGGGCAUCCUCAUGCUGCUGGGGAUCACCCUGUUCCUGAACGGAGACGCUCUCAUCUCAGAAAUCGUCAGCGACAGGUCGUUGAGGAGUACAUGGGCCAUCGUGGUGGUGAUGUUCGGUGUCGUGCUGUUUGACUUCUCUGCAGACUUCAUCGAUGGGCCCAUCAAGGCCUACCUGUUCGAUGUGUGUUCUCAUCAAGACAAGGAGAGAGGUCUGCACUACCAUGCUCUGCUCACAGGUCUGGGCGGAGCGUGUGGGUACCUGGUGGGAGCGAUGGACUGGGGCCACUCCGUGAUGGGUCAGCUGCUGGGCUCCGAGUACCAGGUCAUCUACUUCUUCUCCGCACUGACCUGGGGCAUCUUCCUCACCGUGCACCUUUUCAGCAUUCCAGAGCAACCUUUGGGAAAGGACCCGUCCACCUCCGACCCCUCACCUCCCAGUGCCCUUCGCCUACUGGGCCCCCACAGCAACGGCUAUGGAGCUCUGGCUAAAGAGCCCGUCUCACCUGUGGGGCCACCAUCGGCCCCGGACCUCAGGCCGAGGUCGUUCUCUGCUCUCGGAGAGGCCAACUCGGUGACCUCCAGUGCCAAGCAGCCAAACAAGGAGGCCCAGAAAAGAAUGACAUUCAGGUCGAUGAUGAAAGCUAUCAUCAACAUGCCAAACCACUACCGCCACCUGUGUGUGAGUCACCUGCUGGGAUGGACGGCUUUCCUCUGCAACAUGCUGUUCUUCACUGAUUUUAUGGGACAGAUUGUUUACAAAGGAAAUCCUUAUGCGGACCAUAACUCCACAGCCUACGCCACAUACGAGAGAGGAGUAGAAGUGGGCUGCUGGGGGCUGUGUAUCAAUGCUGUGUCCUCUGCUCUCUACUCCUAUGUGCAGCGCUUCCUCCUGCCAUACAUCGGCCUGAAGGGAUUAUAUUUCAUGGGCUACUUUGUAUUCGGCUUGGGCACCAGCCUGAUUGGCCUCUUUCCCAACGUCAUCGCCACACUCAUCCUCUGCAGCGUGUUCGGCGUCAUGUCCAGCACGCUCUACACCAUCCCAUUCAACCUGAUAGCGGAGUAUCAGCGGGAAGAGGAGGAACUAAUGAAGCUGCGAGGAAGCACUGGACCUCAGCGAGGCUCUGGGGUGGACUGUGCCGCCCUCACCUGCAUGGUCCAGCUGGCUCAGAUCAUCGUGGGCGCGGGUCUUGGCGCUCUGGUCAACUUGGCAGGAAGUGUAAUCGUGGUGGUCCUCUCGGCAUCGACCAUGUCCCUGUUCGGCUGCAUUUUCAUCGCCGUCACGAUCAGAUAUGUGGACUAAAUCUGCUAAUAUAAAAGUAUUUUUAAAUGGUAUUGUUUUAAUAAAUACAGAUUCUUUAUUAU